This is a messenger RNA of Maylandia zebra (zebra mbuna), 570 nucleotides long. NCBI's taxonomy places the organism in Eukaryota, Metazoa, Chordata, Actinopteri, Cichliformes, Cichlidae. The record is from RefSeq and is a predicted model, not a curated record.
AUGGAUUUAACGGGAAAAAACGUUGGCCUGCUGAGGAGAAUCCAGAAUAAAGUGAAAGAUGAAAACCCUGACCAGAAUGUGAUUUUCCUCCACUGCAUCAUCCACCAGGAAUCUCUAUGUAAAUCGGUGUUACAGCUGAUACAUGUUGUGAAUCCUGUGGUGAAACUCGUCAACUUCAUACGCGCACGGGGACUUCAGCACCGUCAGUUCAUUGCGUUCCUGGAGGCAACUGAUGCGGAUCACCAGGACCUGCUUUAUCACUCCUGUGUCCGCUGGUUGAGUUUGGGCGAAGUGUUUCAACGAGUGUGGGAGCUCAAAGAGGAGAUUGGCGUGUUUUUGGAGCAGCAGGGGAAGACUGAUGAAUUUCCUGAGCUGAGCAACAAGAGCUGGAUGUGUGACUUUGCGUUUGCUACGGACGUAUUUUCACACUUGAAUGAGCUCAAUGUGAAACUGCAGGGGAAGGAGCAGUUUGUGCAUGACAUGCACACAAACGUGAAAGCCUUCAAAUCCAAGCUGGCUUUAUUCUCCAGGCAGAUUUUGAACAAGUCAUUCACUCAUUUCCUACACUAG